Oncorhynchus gorbuscha (pink salmon) is the source of this 3924-nucleotide messenger RNA. Its product is annotated as ADP-ribosylation factor GTPase-activating protein 3-like. The transcript has 16 exons. NCBI's taxonomy places the organism in Eukaryota, Metazoa, Chordata, Actinopteri, Salmoniformes, Salmonidae. Gene Ontology annotation, molecular function: GTPase activator activity. The coding region runs from base 114 to 1751 and encodes 545 amino acids. Gene Ontology annotation, biological process: COPI coating of Golgi vesicle. The record is from RefSeq and is a predicted model, not a curated record.
CUGACGGGUGCCUUUACCCAAGAACAGCACGGAAGUAUUUUUGAUUCACAGGGAAACAAAUUUGCUCAACGCUGCGCUUUACCUACCAGGUGAAAUUAACAACAAGUGGAAAGAUGUCAGAGCCCAGCAAGCAAGAUAUUGCUGCCAUUUUCAAACGACUACGAUCCCUUUCUACGAAUAAGGCGUGCUUUGACUGUUCGGCUAAGAAUCCUAGUUGGGCCAGUAUCACCUAUGGAGUGUUUCUCUGUAUAGACUGCUCAGGAACACACAGGUCAUUAGGAGUGCACCUGUCAUUCAUCAGGUCUACUGAGCUGGAUUCUAACUGGUCCUGGUACCAGCUGCGAUGCAUGCAGGUGGGCGGCAAUGCCAGCGCGAAUGCCUUUUUUGCCCAGCAAGGCUGCACGUCCAACGCCGCAAACACCAAGUACAACAGCCGAGCCGCUGUGCUCUACCGCGAGAAGAUCAAGACCACGGCCACGCAGGCCACAAGGCGCUUCGGCACUGAGUUGUGGCUGGACAGCCAGGCCCCCCUCUCUCCAACAUCUCCCGUCAAUAAGGAGGAGGAUUUCUUCAGUAUGCACGCACAGGCAUUCCCUGAUGAUCGUAGCUCUGCCCAGCCUAAUAUAACAAGCUCCGCCCAGAUGAAUCUAAGCCCCACCCCAGUAGAGGAACCCUCUACAAAAGAAACCGAGAGGGACAAAAACGGUAAUACAGAGGGUCCCAGUGUUGACGUGCUAAGUAUGUCUCCUAAAGAAGCCUUAGAAUCCUCCUCUCUUCUCAAGAAGAAACCAGCUGGGGCCAAGAAAACAUUGGGCGCUAAGAAAGGUGGUCUUGGGGGUAAGAAGGUGAGCAAACAGAGUUUCUGUGACCUGGAGAAGAAAGCACAAGCGGUAGACAAACUCAAUGAGAGAGAUACAGCACCCACCACCAAGAACAGCCCCCAACCAGCAGAGGAAUCCAUUGGGGCCUCCAUGAGACUGGCCUAUAAGGAUCUGGAAGCACAGCAGAGGAGUAAUACAGAGAAGAUGAAGGGGAUGGGGGAGAAGAAGAAGGAGCAGGCUGAGAGACUGGGCAUGGGCUUUGGCAGCAGGAGUGGAGUGUCUCACUCUGUGCUGUCAGACAUGCACACUAUCCAGCAGGAGAGCCCAGUGGGGUCCAAGCAGCCCACUAAGAGCCGGAGGUACACAGAGAAGGAGGAAGAGGAGACUGACGAAGGCUCCUUUACAUCCAGGAUGUCGAUGACCAGUUCAAUGACCAAGUUUGAUGAACCGACAGAAUCCUCUGACAAGUUCUUCUCCAAUUGGAGCGAGACAGGGGAGUCUGGCUGGAGGAAAGAGAGCAGGAAGCCAGAGCCAGACUUCUACCUGAGCACCAAGAGUUCCUCACAGGACGACAGGACCGCAGCCCGGCGGAAAGCAGACCCAGUCCCUGUCUCAGACUCAGGCGACGCCCGCAAGAAGUUUGGGGACGUCAAGGCCAUCUCCUCUGACAUGUACUUUGGCAAGCAGGAUGACUCUGAGUAUGAGGCGAAGACUCGCCUGGAGAGGUUCUCUGGAAGCAACUCCAUCAGCUCAGCUGACCUGUUUGAUGACCCAAAGAAACAGAUGGCCAGCUCAUAUCGUCUGACCAACAUGCUGCCCAGUGCUCCAGACAUGUCCCAGCUGAAGCUGGGGGUCCGCUCUGCGGCCGGGAGGCUGUCCGUCAUGGCCAGCGGAGUAGUCACGUCCCUUCAGGACCACUACAGUGCGUGAGUCCAGUGUGUGUACCUGUGUUAUACACACACAACCUGUUAGGUCCCCUGGGUAUUGGAGUCUGUAAACAUCCUUACGUGCGAUGGACAAGUUCAGCCGUGCAGGAGAGGGAGAGAUUGACGGAGAGAGCGAAUUAGCGACAUUGUGUAGGCCAGAACAUAGGCUAUAGCUGUGUGUGUACAUAGCAGCUAUUUGAAUAAAGUAUCUACAUUGGAGUUAUGUCAAAACAACAUCCUCUAUGAGGUAGAUGUAUGAAGAACACUUAUUUACGCAGCUUAUUAUCUAAUCUGUCCAGGCCUUUAGUUUUGAUAUUUACAUCAAUGGUAUUCAAAAUAACAUUUUGUUAUCAUCCAUUAUGGUUCUAAUUGAGGGUGACUUAGGUUUUGGGUUCCUUUUCCCCUGUGCAAUUGUUAUUGAAUCAUGUCACCUUGGUUUUUAUGUAGCUAUUUGCAAUGAAGACAUGUAUUUUUCUACAUGCGGUAUGUAAAUAAUUUAAUUAAUUAAUCUGAUGGGCAUUGUUUUAAUUACCUGCCAAAUGCAGAGAGAUGUUGCCAUGUAGGAUACAUGUCUUAAAUUUUAGGGUGCCUUCAAACCAAAAUGCCUGCGACACGUUGUGCGUGUGCCGAUUCACUGAAUGUGUGUUUGGAGGUAUGGUGAAGUGGAGAACAUUCGAGGUGGGAGAAACAUUAUUUUACAUUGGUUGACAGACCUCUAGUCAGGAUGGGCUGCAACACAAUGUCCCCAUCUCAUCUGUUGGACAGUGUAGAUCUUCCAUUUCAUUCACUUCUAUCCACCUGUACACUACUCUCUGAAAAAAAGGUGUUUGCUGUGCUUUUGAAGCAUUGUUUGCAUUGGUUUGAAAGUGCCCUUAGUCUUGGAAGUGUACUUAUGUCUGUCACUCAUUUGUCACUUGACUGAAGGACCAAAUACUCAACCUGAUUUCUUUGUGUAAUAUAUGUGUGUAUAGACACACUGGUCGGAUAUGGUCCUGUACAGUGUAACAUGAUCUGAUCUGCCUCUCAGCAGCCAAACAUUCUCCAUAUUACUUUUGACUAUCAGUUCAGAUGAAUGAAGGGAGUAGUAUCUUAAUGUUCUGUCCCAGUACUCUCAAAGGCUGAGUUUAGACAGGCAGCACAAUUCUGAUCUUUUUCUUCUCACUAAUAGGUAUUUUGACCAAUCAAGUCAGCUUUUUAAAAAGAUCUGGUGUGAAAAGAUCUGUGUAAAGAAAUCAUCAGAAUUGGGCUGCCUGUCUAAACACAGGCAAAUAACCGAUUAUAUUUUCUGUGACCACUCAUGCAAAAGAAAUGGGACGUGGCCCUGACUCAUUUCAACAGCAGUUGUACUAUGUGUUUAGUGAAGGGUAAACUCUAACCCUUUGCUGAGCAGAUUCAUUGUAAAUUACCUCUGUGAACUGUGUACCUUGCAGAGACUAUUUAGGGUGUUUAGAGUAUAUUUUCACACUCUGGGUAUAUGUGGGUUAUAUUUUGGGUGUUUAUGUGUAGUGUGGUUUUGUUAUUUUGAGGGGAUUGGCUAGAAGUAUUUAACUGGAUGUUGCCAGAAGUAUUUCUGGCUACCUCGUAUCACCUACCGAACUCUCAUUUUACUGCAUAUUUUUCUCAUUUUGAUCCUUACUAAUUUGAACUCUUGAGUUGAGAUUUAACACUGUAGUGAAAUAUAUUUAAGAUGCAACGUUACCCAUUUGAAUCUGGAUUUUGUAUAGUGUGUAAUUCAGUGACCAACCAGGGCUUUUGUUCAUUCUCUUUCGACUGUAAUCCAAAGAAUUAGGAUACAUGUGCACAUGCCCUAAAAAUGUCAAUUAUGGGAAGAUCUAGUUUUUGUGUAUUUGUAUUAGAACCUGCAAGUACAUUUUUUUUUUACUUGAAUGUACAUCUUUAGAACAGUACCUGAAGCAUUGCAUUAGUUUCCAAAUGACUGUUUACCAACAAAUACAUCUAUGGACAUGAGCUCUUUAGAGAUCCAUUCAAUUUGUGUAAUCAAGGUGUGUAUCAUUGUUAGCUGCUGUGUAUAAGAACUUUGCUUCAGAAUAAAAAUUAUACUGCAAUUAUACUGCACUUGCAUGUCCUCAGUGGCAGACUUACCAUUAGGCAACUCAGGCAGUUGCCUGGGCCUUGUAAACUUGUCAUGAUUAUGUUUAAUAAAACAAUUUAUGUUA